Messenger RNA from Lotus japonicus, 444 nucleotides. RefSeq lists its product as uncharacterized. The record is from RefSeq and is a predicted model, not a curated record. The coding region runs from base 1 to 444 and encodes 147 amino acids. The transcript has 3 exons. NCBI's taxonomy places the organism in Eukaryota, Viridiplantae, Streptophyta, Magnoliopsida, Fabales, Fabaceae.
AUGGGAGAAACAGCCUUUAUUCCAAGGAUGAGCUUAACUCCAUCUAAUGCUGACAUUCUAUUCAAAUUCCAGCGCAGACAAUUCUCUGUUACUUUAUGUUUUGCAAUGACUAUAAAUAAAAGUCAUGGACAAUCUUCAACUCAUGUUGGACUGUAUUUGCCAAGGCCUGUCUUUACUCAUGAGCAAUUAUAUGUUGCACUAUCAAGAGUUAAAUCUAGAAAAUGUUUGAAGAUACUAGUCCUAGAUGACCAAGGAAGUAUAAAUAAAUGUCAAGCAGCUUAUUGGUCAUCUAACUUGAAGGAUAAUAUUGUUGCUAUAAGGUUAUGUUGCUCAAAUAUUGAAUUGGUAGCAAAAUUCAACUUGAAGUCUGAAGUCAUUAUCACUGAACAUAGACAACAAGUUCUAUUAAGCAAUCAUGCUGUUGACAUUUUUGUGAAUUUUUAA